ACCAAAAAUCCGUACCAGCGUGCCCGUUCCAUUCGUCCAACCGCAAAACGGCAACAAAUGUCACAGCCUCGUUAGAAGCAAAGCUAGUUCUAUCACGUAAAAUGUCCUCACCGGAUCUGCUGCUGCCGAACGAACCGAGCCUGUCGGUGGACGAAAAUGUGGCAAUAGAUUGGCAACCCAUCACACUGACACUGGUGGAGUAUCCCAAAGGAGAUUUGGUCGGCAAAUUGCUAGCCUGGAUCAGUCUGGCCCCGCUCGGCAUUGGUGCGGGGUUCGUCGCCCUCAUACUGUUCCGAAGAGACUUGCACACCAUCGUGUUCUUUCUAGGGACGCUGGUGAACGAAUGUCUUAACAUCCUGCUGAAACACUGGAUCCAGGAGCCACGGCCAGUGUCGCGGGCACAAAUUUGGACCGAGUACGGCAUGCCUUCAUCGCACUCACAGUUUAUGUGCUUUUUUUCCACCUACGUACUCCUGUUUAUCUUCAUAAGACUGCAUCAUAUAAAUAAUAGUAAUAGUGCCCGGUUCGAGCGGCUAGUACGAUUGCUGGUGCUUGCCAUCUGUUGGACGGCCGCAUUUCUCGUCUGCUUCGGCAGGAUCUACCUGCUCUAUCACACACUUUCCCAAGUGCUGAUCGGUGCCCUCGUCGGUACGGUCAUGGGUGCGCUGUGGUUCCUGCUGACGCACUUCGUCCUCACGCCCUACUUUCCGAUGGUCGUGCUGUGGCGCGUGUCGGAACUGUUCCUGCUGCGGGACACCACGCUCAUACCGAACAUACUGUGGUUCGAGUAUACCGUUACGCGGCACGAAGCGCGCGCCCGGUCGCGCAAGCUGGUGAGCAUGAAAUCUCAGUGACGUUUUUGGUCACCCUGACGGCGAUACUCGUACAUCAAAUAGCAUUAAAAAGUAGUCGACGCGUGUGCUAUGGACUCUAUAAAUUGCCCCUGUCAUACGGACGGAAUACCGGGAAGGGCCGGCAAAUCACCGAUGGUGCAAUAGACAGCAACAUUUUUGGGCUUUUCUGUCCCUGUGUGGAUGUGGAGAAGCUAAACAGUCGGAGGGAGAGAGCGAGAUAGAGAGUGUUCCGAUGGUCAGCAUAGGAACAACAAUCGAGUCAUACAAACAUCAACAAGCUGUGGAUGUGCUUUAGAGAAUAAGAACAUAGUUUCAGAAACACUGAACACACACACACACACACACCGAUUUCCCGAUACAAGCAUUUACUAUACGAGAACGUUUGAGUUCGCAAAGCUACUACAAGGCGUCAACACGAAGGGAAGGCAAAUCGUUUGUCUAAUUCCUCACAUCCCUUUUGGCAAUAGGAAUUACUGUCGGAUUUGGCGCCUUUCGUUUCCGGCUAGCAAUCUGCGACUUUUUAAUUUCUUCUUCUUCUUCCUCUUUAUUUUUGCCGUAACGACCUACCCGGUCAUGCCGGUCUAUGCAAGCUUCCGAGACUUAUUAGUACACCACGCAGCCGGAUCAUAGUAAUAGUUUUCUUGCUACGGAAACGAAUCGAAUAGACAUUCGGGCCACCCCGACUUAAUAAUUUAUGUUUGGUAGUUGAAACUUCCCCUCCGCGAAGGGCACACUAAUUGUUAGACCGAUGAUUGCUGGCGAAUACCAACGCGAAAACACUCCUCACAGCAAGUCACAGGCACGACGCACGCCUGAAAAGCGCAAAAAAAAAAUCAGGAGCUUACACUCUUCAAUGCGACUCCGUAGGACACGUGCACACCACCACCAGAAUGUAUUGUGAUGAUGAUGAUGACGAUGAUGAUGAAACACAUGUUUGUUUUUUUUAGAAAACUAAAGAAGACAUAAAAACGACAAAAACACUGGAAGUGAUUGAUUUUUCGAUUCGUACGCACAGGAAAAGGAAGAAUAAAUUAGAACGAGCUUGUAAAGCGAGGCUCACAUAAUUAAACAACUCUGGCGUUUGAUGCAUACCGUUGC
This is a messenger RNA of Anopheles merus, 1952 nucleotides long. Its product is annotated as dolichyldiphosphatase 1-like. The transcript has 3 exons. Bases 102 to 854 code for a protein of 250 amino acids. Gene Ontology annotation, biological process: lipid biosynthetic process; protein N-linked glycosylation. The record is from RefSeq and is a predicted model, not a curated record. Gene Ontology annotation, molecular function: dolichyldiphosphatase activity. Lineage: Eukaryota; Metazoa; Arthropoda; Insecta; Diptera; Culicidae. Gene Ontology annotation, cellular component: endoplasmic reticulum membrane; intracellular membrane-bounded organelle.